GGCCGCGCCAUGGAGCUUGUCACCCUCCUCCUUCUCCUCCCCUUACUGCUCGUCCCCUUGGCGUUCCUGGCGAGAAGGCGCCGCGGCCGGCGGACACCUCCCCUCAGGCUCCUGGUGGUGGCCGGGUCCGGUGGGCACACAACAGAAAUCCUGAGGUUACUUAGCUGUUUGUCAGAGUCAUACUCUCCCAUACAUUAUAUUUUUGCAGACUCAGAUAAAAUGAGUGAAGCUAAAAUACGUGCUUUUGAACAAAAAAGGGCUGAAACAUUCUCCAAUUCCAAGUUCACCCUUGAUCGCAUUCCCAGAAGCCGUGAGGUUAGACAAUCUUGGACCUCCUCUGUGGUAACGACCCUGUACUCCAUGCUUUACUCCCUUCCUUUGACCUACAAACUGAAACCAGAUUUGAUACUGUGCAACGGACCAGGAACAUGUGUUCCUGUCUGUGUAUCUGCUCUUCUUCUUGGGCUUCUAGGAAUAAAGAGAGCGAUCAUUGUGUAUGUAGAGAGCAUCUGCCGCGUGGAAACUUUAUCCCUGUCUGGAAAGAUUCUUUACUACUUUUCAGAUUACUUCAUCGUUCAGUGGCCUGAACUAAAGGAAAAAUAUCCCAAGUCAGUAUAUCUUGGUCGAAUAGUGUAACAACAGAAGACAGGCUUUACCUAAAAUAAACUCUGCAAGCUCCUCAAUGAAGAAAUGCAUUCAUGCAGCAAUUUAUUUUCAAGGGUUCCUGUUAAGAAAUUAGGCUGGUACUGGAAAAGGAGACAAUAAUAAAGAUAUCUCUAUUUUUAAGUA
This is a messenger RNA of Chroicocephalus ridibundus (black-headed gull), 789 nucleotides long. RefSeq names its product ALG14 UDP-N-acetylglucosaminyltransferase subunit (gene ALG14). Gene Ontology annotation, molecular function: N-acetylglucosaminyldiphosphodolichol N-acetylglucosaminyltransferase activity. The record is from RefSeq and is a predicted model, not a curated record. Gene Ontology annotation, cellular component: UDP-N-acetylglucosamine transferase complex. The coding region runs from base 10 to 636 and encodes 208 amino acids. Gene Ontology annotation, biological process: dolichol-linked oligosaccharide biosynthetic process. NCBI's taxonomy places the organism in Eukaryota, Metazoa, Chordata, Aves, Charadriiformes, Laridae. The transcript has 4 exons.